Besnoitia besnoiti is the source of this 1083-nucleotide messenger RNA. Its product is annotated as 2,4-dienoyl CoA reductase 2, peroxisomal family protein. Bases 1 to 1083 code for a protein of 360 amino acids. The transcript has 3 exons. Lineage: Eukaryota; Apicomplexa; Conoidasida; Eucoccidiorida; Sarcocystidae. Gene Ontology annotation, biological process: fatty acid catabolic process. Gene Ontology annotation, molecular function: 2,4-dienoyl-CoA reductase (NADPH) activity. The record is from RefSeq and is a predicted model, not a curated record.
AUGGGAUCAAUGGGAAGGCAGUCGUCCUUUAGAGGCGAUUGCCUCAAAGGAAAAGUGGCCUUUAUCACAGGGGGCGGCUCGGGCAUCUGCAAAGAAAUCGCCAGGCAAUUCAUGCUGCAUGGUGCCUCAGUUGCGAUUGCCUCCAGGGACCAGAAGAAGCUUCAUGAUGCAGCCGAGCUGCUUGCUUCUGAAACGGGCGGAUGCUGCUUUCCGGUGACGAUGGAUGUGCGCAAGGAGAGCCAAGUGGUCAGUGCGGUGGAUGCUGCCAUGGCGAAGUUUGGUAAAAUAGAUAUUCUUGUGAACGGCGCCGCAGGCAACUUUCUCUGCUCUGCGGAGAAGCUGUCGUACAAGGGAUUCAAGACUGUGAUGGAGAUAGACGCCCAUGGAUCUUUCAUCGUAUCGAAAACGGUUUUUGAGAAAUGCUUCAAACCGGCGGCGCAACGCGCGGACUUGGGGGCAGCUCGUGGCUUGGGGGAAACUGUGCGUGGGAGACAAAGCGACGACGCUGGGUGUGGGAAGGUGAUUUUGAACAUCUCGAUGACGCUCCACUACACGGCAACCCUGCUGCAGACGCAUGCCGGCGUCGCCAAAGCUGCGGUAGACGCUAUGACUAAACACUUGGCUGUGGAGUGGGGGCCCUACAAUGUUCGAGUAAACUCAAUUGCACCAGGAGCGGUGGCAGACACCGUCGGAUUGAGCAAGUUGAACCCGUUUGUGCAGCGAGGGAAUAUCAGUGCGCAUUUAGAGAGUCAGCGGAAGUCACUGCAGGCGACCGACAAUUCUGACGCGGGAGCCACCAGCCGGCGGCUGCAUCCAGAGAACGGCGUCGACCCGGCAAGGGAAGGGAAGAAAGAGGACCUGGAGUUCUUGCGUCAGUUCACUCCUCUCCAAAGAAUCGGCACCGCGCAGGAUGUGGCCUUCACUGCGGUGUUCUUAUGUCUCCCUGAGUCAAGUUUCAUCACCGGGGCCAACGUUGUGGUGGACGGCGGCCAGUGGAUGACGAGUGGGAAUUUCACGCUGCUUGAGCCACGCCAGAACGAGGCCUGGAGGAACGCCCCAUUCCGCGUUGAAGCAAAGCUCUGA